Molecule: messenger RNA, 2184 nt
Organism: Pteronotus mesoamericanus
Lineage: Eukaryota; Metazoa; Chordata; Mammalia; Chiroptera; Mormoopidae
Gene: CCDC85C
Product: coiled-coil domain containing 85C
Exons: 6
Coding region: 1-1251 (416 amino acids)
Cellular component (GO): apical junction complex
Source: RefSeq, a predicted model, not a curated record
AUGGCGAAGCCCCCUGCGGCGGCGGCGGCGGCGUCGGAGGAGCUGAGCCAGGUGCCGGACGAGGAGCUGCUGCGCUGGAGCAAGGAGGAGCUGGCGCGGCGGCUGCGGCGCGCCGAGGGCGAGAAGGUGGGCCUCAUGCUGGAGCACGGCGGCCUGAUGCGCGACGUGAACCGGCGGCUGCAGCAGCACCUGCUGGAGAUCCGCGGCCUCAAGGACGUGAACCAGCGGCUGCAGGACGACAACCAGGAGCUGCGCGAGCUCUGCUGCUUCCUCGACGACGACCGGCAGAAGGGGCGCAAGCUGGCGCGCGAGUGGCAGCGCUUCGGGCGCCACGCGGCCGGCGCCGUGUGGCACGAGGUGGCCCGCUCGCAGCAGAAGCUGCGCGAGCUCGAGGCGCGCCAGGAGGCCCUGCUGCGCGAGAACCUGGAGCUUAAGGAGCUGGUACUGCUGCUGGACGAGGAGCGCGCGGCGCUGGCUGGGGGCGCGGGCGGCGCGGGCGGAGGAGGCGGCGCGGGCUCCCGCAGCUCCAUCGACAGCCAGGCCAGCCUCAGCGGGCCGCUGGCGGGCGGCGCGGCGGGCACGGGGGCCCGCGACGUGGGCGACGGCAGCAGCACGUCGAGCGCGGGUAGCGGCGGCAGCCCGGACCACCACCACCACGUCCCGCCCCCGCUGCUGCCCCCAGGGCCGCACAAGGUCCCUGACGGCAAAGCCGUAGCCACACGCAGGUCCCUGGACGAUCUGUCGGCGCCACCGCACCAUCGAAGCAUCCCCAAUGGCCUGCACGACCCCUCGUCCGCCUACAUCAGACAGCUGGAGACCAAGGUGAAGCUGCUGGAGGGGGACAAGCUCCUUGCACAGCAGGCAGGCUCUGGAGAGUUCCGGACGCUGCGGAAAGGCUUCUCCCCAUACCACUCGGAGUCUCAGCUCGCCAGCCUGCCCCCCUCCUACCAGGAUGCCCUGCAGAAUGGCCCGGGCUGCCCCGUCCCCGAGCUGUCCUCGCCCCCCUCCGCUGGCUACAGCCCCGCGGGGCAGAAGCCCGAGGCAGUCGUGCACGCGAUGAAGGUCCUGGAGGUGCACGAGAACCUGGACCGGCAGCUCCAGGACAGCUGUGAGGAGGACCUGAGCGAGAAGGAGAAGGCCAUCGUCCGCGAGAUGUGCAACGUGGUCUGGAGAAAGCUGGGAGACGCCGCCAGCUCCAAGCCCUCCAUCCGGCAGCACCUGUCUGGGAACCAGUUCAAGGGGCCUUUGUAGGGCCUUUCCUCCGCGGACUCGGACCGCCCCGCCCGGGGUCCCUGGGGGAAGCGGCAGGCCUUCUGGCUGAGCCCCUGUCGUCUCCUGUGAUGAACUGUACAUAGGACGCUGCCUGCUGUGGGUCCCCCCUGCUGCCGGCCGGGCCUCAUCACCCGCAUCUCACACACCAGCAAACCGGGAAGCCGAGGGGCCGCCUGUCCGCAGUUCGUUGCAGUCCAGUGGCCUGGCAGCGCCUCCCGCUCUGGCCCAGGCAUUGGGCUCCCUGGGCAAGAACGGAAGGCUGCUCUCGGACGCUGGGCCCGGGACCCUGCAUGCUGGGCCUGCGCUGCCUCCACCCUCCACCCUGGCUGCCACCGCGCUGGGCUGGGGCCGCUGGCAGCUGGACCCAGUGCAGGCGGCACUUUGCACCCACCUGCUGUGACCUGAACGCUGGCUUGCUGAGCACUGGGUCCUGUGAGUCACGGACGGGGACCUCCCGAGGCCCCUCCUCGGGCCUGUGCUAGCUGCCGCUCCGUUUUGGCGUUCAUAACCCCCCCACCCCAGGGUCACCCUGCCCUCUGCCGGCUGUGCCCUAUCUUUUUGGGUGCUCCCUGCUCAGUGCCCGAGGCAUUUCCAUUUUCAUUUUCAUGGUUCUCAUGAGGGACCAGGAACACACGCAGGCUGAGCAGAGUCCUCGGGCUGAGCCACACUUGCCCCACUCCCCAGUAGGGUAGCACUGGGUCAUGCCUGGGCCUCUGGUCCGCCUGGUGUCAUCCGCCGGAGCCUAGCCCCAUCCUUGGUCACUGUGGACAGAGCUGCAUGGCCGCAGAGACGAGAGUUCUGCCCUACGGAAGGAGCUGGACUCGGCUCUGGCUUGAAUGUGCUCUGUGACCUUCAGCCACUCAGCCUCUCUCGGCCCCUGGUGCGAAGUGCAGUCUCUGAGGCGCUCGGCCA